AUGUACACAUCAUUACUUGUUCGACGAGUCAUCUGUAAUCGCUGCUUUUCAUUACCAUCUUGUUCAAAUCGAGUAUUUUGUACUGUCACUCGGUCGUCUCUACUUUCAACUACAAAUUCCUUCCGCGCUGCACGUAUCCCACUGCGAAACAGUUUCGCUAGAAAUGUGUCCACGGUGGAGACAAAAAGAGCUUCGGUGAAGUUGAAAAAUGCUUCUUGGAAGGACCUAAAAGAUAUAUUUGCUUUGGCAGCACCGUAUAAGUGGAGGAUUAUGUUGGGCCUUUCGUUUCUCGGUAUUAGCAGCUCCAUUUUUCUUCUAACGCCAAGAGUGUUAGGAAAGUUGGUAGAUGAAUUCGAUGAGACGAAAAGGGCACAACCAGGAAAGGAAGAUCAAACACUUCAGAUAGCAAGAUUCUUCAAAGACAAUCCCAUCGCACUGGUAGGGGUCCUGUUUCUUGGAGCGGUAGCAAUUGCUGCUCGAGUAUACUGCAUGCAUACAGCUGGUCAGCUUGUCGUUAAUGACCUUCGAAAAAAUGUUUUCAAUGCAGUUCUACGACAAGAUAUUGCUUUUUUCGAUAAGAAUAAGGUUGGAGAAAUUGUUUCUCGUUUGUCCACAGAUGCGCUUAUCGUCGGAUACUCUGUAUCGAUGAAUCUGAGCGACGGUGCAAGAGCACUUUUGACAUGUUUAGGUUCAGGUGGACUUAUGGUCUACACAUCUCCUGCUUUAUGCAAAGUAAUGUUUAUCAUCAUUCCUGUAAUAGUAGGAACGUUUGGAGUAUUUGGAAGACUUCAACGAAAAUAUACUUUACAAAUGCAAGAGGCGGUUGCUGGUGCCAAUCAGGUCGCCACCGAACGACUUUCAAGUGUUAGAACUGUUCGUAUGCUAGUAGCAGAACAAAAAGAACUUGCUGCGUAUGGUGCGAAAAUAUUUGACAUCUGGAUGAUAUCUCGAAAAGAAGGUAUAGCACGUGGAUCUAUGUUCGGAUCGUUUCAAUUCACUGGAUAUAUAGCUCUUUCAACAAUUUUGUUCUAUGGAAGUAAUCUCAUCAGUCAAGGAUUGUUGACUUACGGUGACUUAUCGUCUUUCUGUUUAUAUGCUGUUCUGUGUGCGGGAAGCUUGUCAAGUAUCUCCGGUUUCUUCAUAGAAAUAAUGAAGGGAUUGGGAGCAAGCUCAAGGCUUUUCGAACUGCGAAAUACCCGUCCUCUCAUCCCACUGGAGGGGGGUAUUAAGAAAGGGGACGUUACGGACGCUAUUAGAUUCGAGCGUGUGGCAUUUGCGUAUCCUGGACGAGAUCCGCUUUUUCACAAUAUCUCGUUCGAGGUUCCAGCUGGUCGCAUCACAGCUGUUGUGGGACCUUCCGGUAGUGGGAAAUCGACAAUUGCUAACCUCUUGCUACGACUCUACGACCCUAAUAGAGGUCGAAUAAUGAUAGACGACAUAGAUUUAAAGGACAUAGAUCCAUCUUACUGGCGACGGCAGAUUGGGACUGUCGGACAGGAGCCAAUUCUUUUCUCAACUACUAUUCGAGAAAAUAUCCUCUAUGGAGCCGAAAAACCUGAAAACAUCACAGAAGCUCAGAUUGAGAAUGCAGCUGCACAGUCGAAUGCGUUAGAUUUCAUCCAGACGUUUCCAGAAGGAUUCGACACUAUGGUUGGAGAGCAAGGAUCAAUGCUAAGUGGAGGUCAAAAACAACGGAUAGCAAUCGCAAGGGCACUCGUUACGAAUCCUCGAAUUCUCAUACUAGAUGAAGCAACAAGUGCAUUGGAUGCCACUUCGGAAUACUUAGUUCGAAAAGCCUUGAACAGGCUACUCGAAAAUAGUCAUCAAACAGUUCUUAUCAUUGCUCAUAGGUUGUCCACCAUUAAACAUGCUGAUCAAAUCGUGGUCCUAGACAAAGGGAGUGUCGCUGAACGUGGAAGCUUCGAAGAGCUCAUGUACAUAAGAGACGGAAUUUUCAAGAAACUUGUUGAAAAGCAAGCAAUCAGCUGGAAAGAUGAAGCGUACUGA
Messenger RNA from Necator americanus (New World hookworm), 2007 nucleotides. RefSeq lists its product as uncharacterized. Lineage: Eukaryota; Metazoa; Nematoda; Chromadorea; Rhabditida; Ancylostomatidae. Gene Ontology annotation, biological process: oligopeptide export from mitochondrion. Gene Ontology annotation, molecular function: ABC-type oligopeptide transporter activity; ATP binding; ATP hydrolysis activity. Gene Ontology annotation, cellular component: mitochondrial inner membrane. The coding region runs from base 1 to 2007 and encodes 668 amino acids. The record is from RefSeq and is a predicted model, not a curated record. The transcript has 19 exons.